Messenger RNA from Limanda limanda (common dab), 6670 nucleotides. RefSeq names its product eukaryotic translation initiation factor 4 gamma, 3a (gene eif4g3a). Gene Ontology annotation, molecular function: translation initiation factor activity; protein binding; mRNA binding. The transcript is spliced from 34 exons. Gene Ontology annotation, cellular component: eukaryotic translation initiation factor 4F complex. NCBI's taxonomy places the organism in Eukaryota, Metazoa, Chordata, Actinopteri, Pleuronectiformes, Pleuronectidae. The record is from RefSeq and is a predicted model, not a curated record.
GCUGGAAGCGGCCGCAACGCAACGCCAUGUUGGCGAAGUCUCUCAUCUGUGCGAGAAGGAAAACGAUGGAGAACAGACCCGAGGAGAAGAGAAGGUAGAUCUCCCCCCCCAGCCCCGAGCCGAGAGAGACACGAACCGAGCCGGAUCCGCGGAGGUUCCGGACGGACGACGGGAGGCGAACCCUCCCCGCGUCCCCAUGAGCAGCACCGCUGACCCGAGCAGCGAGUGCCCAUGAGCAAGCCGACCUGUGAGCGCCGCUACCCGAGCUUCGCUGCCCCGCUCCGGUGAAGGGAUCCGCGGCCUCUUCCACGCAGCUUGCCCCAUGCCUGCAGGCUAGCCGCCGCCGCCGCUCCUCCUCACCGUAUUUAUUCAGCUAUUGUUUUUAUUUGUUUCAUCUUUUUUUUUUUGCAAUGAGUUUGCCACCGAAAGUGGUCCCGAAACAAGCCGCUGUCGCAGGGAGCGGACCCGGAGGAGGUGGCCCCUCUCCGGCGAGCCAGCUGCGGACCACCCUGACCUCCGUGGCCCUGCCGCCGGGAGCCCCGGGAGGAGCCCCGCAGCCCGGCGCCCUGCCGCCGCCUCAGUACCCCUUCACCCGGCCGUGGCUGGUGCUUUCAAACAUUUCCCCCCAUGUACCCAGGCAUGCUGGUCCCCAAUACACUGCUCACGACAUCACAAAGGGACACCCUAAUUUGGCGGGCACCCCGCCUGGUCAUGCCCACUCCCCGGCGCUCUCUCAGGUAUCAAUACCCACAGCUUCCCCGUAUCGCUACCCUAAGGGCUGGGAGACAGGCGGAGGGUCUCCAUACAACCCUGGACAAAAUGCUGGCUCCCCCUCUCUAGUGUACUCUCCCCAGACACAGCAAAUAAAUGCACAGCCACAGAGUCGCCCGUUUGCUACGGGCCCUCGACCGACCCAUCAUCAGGUAAUUUACCCCACUUUUUUCCAGAGGACUCAGAUGCAGACUGCUAGGCCGACCAUCCCGACAAACACGCCCUCCAUACGGCCUGGCUCACAGACUCCUACAGCCGUCUACCCCACUAAUCAGCCAAUCAUGAUGACCAUGGCACCCAUGCCUUUCCCUUCCCCGCAGGCUGCACAGUACUACAUCCCACAGUAUCGCCACAGUCAACCCUAUGUGGGACCUCCUCAUCAGCAGUAUGCUGUUCAGCCCCCAGGGUCUGGCACCUUCUAUACUGGUCCUGGGCCAGGGGAGUACCCUGCCCCAUAUCAUCCCCUCAGGUACCACCCACCUGUCUCGCCCUCUGUCCCUGCUCCCGUUCCCACAGCUGGCCCACCUUACUACCCAGGACAGCCUGUGUACCCCCCAUCACCCCCCAUCAUAGUGCCUACACCACAGCAACCUCCACCAGCCAAGCGUGAGAAGAAAACAUGAGGUUUGUUUUUUGUGUCAUUGUCCUCCCAGAUCCGUAUCCGGGACCCCAAUCAGGGUGGCAGGGACAUCACAGAGGAGAUCAUGGCAGGGGGUACAGGGAGCAGGAAUUCAACGCCUCCUGUAGGUCACCCCUCCUCUACCCCCACCCCACCACAGCAGCUGAGCAGCAGCCAGACUCCAGAGCCACAGCCUCAGACGCAGACGCAGCCUCAGCCUCCUCAACCACACCAGGCCCACCCUGCACAGCUCCAACAGCCACAGCCGCAGCCACAGCAACAGCCACAGCCGCAGCCACAGCAACAGCAACAGCCACAGCAGCAGCAGCCGUUGACAAAAGGAUCCUCCGACACCAAACCAGGGCCAGAUGAUGCGCCAAAACUGCAGCCAGUUGUCCAGAAGUCUUCCUCACCUGGGCUUGUGCAGCCUGAAGCCCCCGUGGAGAGACCGGAGGCCAACACACCUGAAGCUGAGCCCACUCCUCCUGCAAGUGAACCGGAGCUUCCCCUCCCCGGCUCGCUCAGCACUCCCGUCAAUCUCCCACUUACAGCGGCCAACUCGAGUGAACGUCCCUCAGCCAGGGAGUCAGCCUCUUCUCACUUGCCCUCAGUCGAGGAGCAGAAACCCUCUUUGGCGCCACCUCAGCCUCCCAACACAGACAAGCCUCUCUUAGACACCCCAAGAACUCUGGCUGCCUUGUCUGUAGCAGCCCCCAAGGCUUUGAACGGCCUUGCCGAGUCCGGGACUGAGCUGGAGACAGCGGCCCAUGAGCCUUCUCUCAUGCCCCCUGCUGCACUCCCGCCCCAGGCCUCUAGUCCUGCUUCCAAAGAAGCCUCCUCUGAAACAUUGCCUUCUGACAUGAGGCCACAGGUUCCCAUUGCUGCUGCGCUGGCCCCUAUGGCUCCUGUGGCUGUGGUGCCAGUGACCCUGAGCUCCAGCCCGGCCCCAGCUUUGCCCGUCAUGCUUCCCCCUGGCCUUCCGCCUCUAGUGCAGGCCACAACAGAGGCUGACGAGCCGAGCAAAUCCAUAGACACUAAAGACCUUGUACCCAGAGCAGAGACGGAGGCACAAGUUGGCAUUACUGACAGCAAGACAGAGUCCCAGCAUCAAGCACUCAUCAGGAAUAGCCCCACAACAGUAAAUCAGACGGCUUCUGCGAUACCAAAGACCUGGAGGAAACCAAAUGAAGGGAUCUCUGCUGGAGACGCACCUCAAAAGGAGGAUGAGGACAAGCCAAUGUCAGUGGAUCAACCUGCUGGAGACCAGGCCCUGCAGGCAGCUCCAUUGAGCAACAGCCCUGUGCCCCUAGCAACGGUCUUCACAUCCACCCCUGCUCCCGCCAGCAGCCCAGAGGCUGACGGGAAGCUCGCCGCCCCGGAGGAGAACGGUGAGGCUGAGAUGGAGCCCAUGAGGAACGGAGCGGGCCACACCUCAGAGACGGAGAGCAGCGACAGCGGCGCCACCCCUGGGGACAAGGAGAAUUCCACAGGAGCUCCACAGGAUAUAGAAGACCUGGCCGAUCCCAGUGGGAAGCGUCAGUACAACAGGGACUUCCUGUUGGGCUUCCAGUUCAAGCCUGCCUGCGUACAGAAGCCUGAGGGACUCCCACCAAUCAGUGACGUGGUGCUAGACAAGAUGAACCAAAACAAGGCGCCAUCUCGAGUUCCGGAGUCUCGGGUGAUUUCCAGAGGACCUGAUUUCACACCUGCCUUUGCAGAUUUUGGCAGACAGAUGAUGGGAGGACGAGGCGCUCCACUUAUAAACCUUGGGGCGCGGCGACCACCACCCAGGAAGAUCAUCAUGAUGACCAUGUCUGUGCACGAAGAUGUUCAGCUAAAGAAAUCCGAGAAUGCCUGGAAACCAGGCAUGAAGAGGGAAAGCCUCCAAGCGGAACCAGAGUCCAACUUAACACAGGACCUGUUCAAGAAGGUCCGCAGUAUCCUGAACAAGCUGACGCCUCAGAAGUUCAACCAGCUGAUGAAGCAGGUGACGGACUUGACCAUCGACACGGAGGAGCGGCUCAAAGGAGUCAUUGACCUGGUGUUUGAAAAGGCCAUCGACGAGCCCAGCUUCUCGGUGGCCUACGGGAACAUGUGCCGCUGCCUGGCCACGCUCAAAGUUCCCACCACGGACAAACCCAACAACACAGUGAACUUUCGCAAGCUGCUGCUAAACCGCUGUCAGAAGGAGUUUGAGAAAGACAAGGUGGACGAUGUGGUGUUUGAGAGGAAGCAGAAGGAGCUGGACUCUGCUGCAUCGACGGAGCGUGACCGACUUCAGGUAGAGCUGCAGGAGGCCAAGGACAUUGCCCGGCGGCGUUCCAUCGGCAACAUCAAGUUCAUCGGCGAACUCUUCAAGCUCAAGAUGUUAACGGAGGCCAUCAUGCAUGACUGCGUGGUCAAGCUGCUGAAGAACCACGACCAGGAGUCUCUAGAGUGUCUGUGCAGGCUGCUCACCACCAUCGGCAAGGACCUUGACUUUGAGAAGGCCAAGCCUCGGAUGGAUCAGUAUUUUAACCAGAUGGAAAAAAUCGUCAAAGAGAGGAAGACGUCGUCUCGGAUACGGUUCAUGUUACAGGAUAUUAUAGACCUGAGAUUGCACAACUGGGUGUCCAGAAGAGCCGACCAGGGUCCGAAAACCAUCGAGCAGAUCCACAAGGAGGCAAAGAUUGAAGAGCAGGAGGAGCAGAGAAAAGUGCAGCAGGCACUGCUCAACAAGGACACCAAGAGACGGCCAGAUCCGAGGGAGCAGAGAGAGCAGAGAGAUCAGCGCGUACAGAGAGAGGAGACCUGGAACACUGUGCCCAUGACGAAGAACAGCAGGACCAUCGACCCCAACAAGAUCCCAAAGAUCUCCAAGCCUCAAAUGGACGAGAAGAUCCAGCUGGGCCCCCGGGCUCAAGUCACAUGGGUGAAGGGCAGCAGUGGAGGAGCCAAGGCCAGUGACUCAGAACUAUCACGCACAGCGGGCGUCAACCGCUUCUCAGCGCUGCAGUCCACCCCCCCACCUCAACCCUCCACCACUCCUCCACAGAACCCAGACUUCGACGCCAGGAGAACUCUGGGAAGUCGUAGCAGUACAGGCAGAGAGCGCAGCGACAAGCCGCUGAUCUCUGCGCCGCCAUCGUCUCGGCCGGGCUCGUUCACCAGGGGAAGCAGUUCAAAGGAGCUGCUGGAGAGUCCAACCCAGGAGGAGCCGCGAAGAGACAGGGAGCGAGAGGGAGCCGAGCCCCGGAGACCGAGUGUCACCGAGGACAAACCUGAGCCCGAGCGCAGCAGAGUCCCAGAGCCGGUGAAACCUGAGCCUGUUGUCCAGACGAUAGAGAAACCUGCUCGGUCUGAGGAGGAGAUCGAGAGGAAGUCCAAGUCCAUCAUCGACGAGUUCCUGCACAUUAAAGAUUUCAAGGAGGCCGUCCAGUGUGUGGUGGAACUUGAUCUGGGCUCCCAGUUGCACAUCUUCAUACGCGUGGGGGUGGAGUCGACUCUGGAGCGCAGUCAGAUCACACGGGACCACUUGGGCCAGCUCCUCUUCCAGCUGGCGCAGAAGGGAAUCCUGCCCAAACCCCAGUUCUACAAAGGGUUUGCAGAUAUGCUGGAGCAAGCGGACGACAUGGCCAUCGACGUUCCCCACAUCUGGCUGUACCUGGCCGAGCUGCUCAGCCCUGUGCUGAAGGAGGGGGGGGGCUUCUCUAUGAGAGAGCUCUUUAGUGAAUUAAGCAAACCCUUGCUUCCUGUGGGAAGAGCUGGGAUCUUAAUCUCUGAAAUACUGCUCAUACUAUGCAAACAAAUGAGCCAUCGUACUGUGGCUUCUUUGUGGGGGGAAGCAGGCCUCAACUGGACUGACCUUCUGCCGGAGGAAGAGGACGUCCAGGCUUUCAUCUCACAACAGAAACUCCAGUUUCUUCAGUCGGACGCCUCCAGCUCUGACGCGACUCUGUCCGAAAGAAUCUGGUCUCCCGAGGAGCUGAGAGAACAGCUGGAGAGACUCCUGCUGGAGGACAUGGCCAGUGACGAGCAGAUCUUCGACUGGGUGGAGGAGAACCUGGAUGAAUCUCAGAUGAGCUCGUCCCCCUUCCUGAGGGCGCUGAUGACGGCUGUGUGUAAGGCAGCAGUGAAAGAUAACACCAACUGUCGAGUGGACACGGCCCUCAUUCAGAAGAGAUUGCCUGUAUUACUCAAGUACCUUAACUCAGACACUGAGCGACAGCUGCAAGCACUUUAUGCACUUCAGGCGCUGAUCGUCACCCUCGAUCAGCCUCCAAACCUCCUCCGGAUGUUCUUCGACUGUCUGUACGACGAGGACGUCAUCUCCGAGGACGCGUUCUACAAGUGGGAGACGAGCAAAGACCCGGCCGAGCAGCUGGGUAAGGGCGUGGCCCUAAAGUCCGUCACGGCCUUCUUCACCUGGCUGCGGGAGGCGGAGGAGGAGUCGGAAGAUAAUUGACGAGGGGAGACCCCCGGGGACAUGACGUAGUAGAACUACAUCCUUACAGCAGAACAAACGUUCAAAAUGGGUGCGUGAGCAGGACGACAUGUUUACGGCUGGAAUUUUUUUCUGCGGUACGGUUCUGAAACAUGCCGCCAUUUUGAGUUUGGAUUCCAACGGCGGAAGCACUAAAUACCUGUAUUAUACAUAGAAAAUAUUUUUGUUUUAAAUUUUAACUUACUUUUCUUUUGUUACUUUAUAAGAAGAGACUUAAAAGAUACAUAGGUUCCGGACUCUUUAAUUUAUUAUUUUUUUAAGGACUGCAAAUAUGAAAGUUAUUUAACAUUUGCAGAUGCUCACGACAACAGAACAGAAAUAACAAUAUAAUUAAUUAUAAUAACAAAAAUAAUAAUGAAAUGAAAUGGCCUCCCCGGACUCCACACUGUUUGGUUUAAAACAGGGUAAAGCAAAGUUAUUUGGGAUGAAGGGGAAGCAGAAAUAAAAAUCAAAUGGAUGCACAGAAACUGUCACCGUUGUCCGUGUGUGACGGCCGGGGGUCAAAGGUCAUCCUCCUGAUAACCACAGAGCCUCGGCCUAUUCUGCGUUGAUAUGUACAUACACCUCACCAGAGGUCGAGGUAUGCAUUCAUGAAGCGAUGCAGGUCAGUCCACAGAACUGUCGAAAAACAAACGCAGACGAUCAAACCAGAUACAUUCAAACGAAAAAAUGCAACUUCAAAAAACAAAUGGCCAGGUUCGCUGAGCAAGAAACAAGACAUGCUUGUAAUACUCCAGACCUACAGAGCAGGUUCAACGCUUGUAUAAACAUUAAAGACAAAAAAAGGUAUUUAAAAA